This is a messenger RNA of Octopus sinensis (East Asian common octopus), 2227 nucleotides long. RefSeq names its product zinc finger protein 2 homolog. NCBI's taxonomy places the organism in Eukaryota, Metazoa, Mollusca, Cephalopoda, Octopoda, Octopodidae. The record is from RefSeq and is a predicted model, not a curated record. The coding region runs from base 165 to 2150 and encodes 661 amino acids. The transcript is spliced from 2 exons.
UUUCAGGUAUCUCCUUUGAUAACAAGUGUAAAUGGAUCAGCUGCUGACGUUCCUGUUAAAAUAGAGAAUCCGAAUAUUUAUUUUUUCCCUGUGAAGAAUAUUGAAUCCUGUUCUGUGUUGCUCGUCCAUCUUUGAGUCAAUUCGAGGUGAAAUUCUCUAGAAACAUGAUGGAUAAAACUAACUUGUCAAAAAUAACCGAGGAAGCAAUCAUUAAGAAAAGUAACGAGGUAGCAACAGUUGACCGACCUCCUUCACAUGCCAUUCCAUACGAAAGACAAUUUGCUCAACCCUACACAAUCCCAGCAGCUCAUCGGAGACCACCGACUACGAGCCCCAAACCACCGCCACCCCACUUUACACAUCAGAUCUUGAGUAACCAGUUCCUUCAGCGUUGUUACUUGAAGACACAUGGAUUAUUUCCAACAAAUCAGAAAAUCUCUAUUGAUGAUAUUUACGGGAAACAGUUUAUGCAGAACUGCUUCUUGACCCCAUCGUCAUUACAAGAGUGCACCGGAGAGAAUGGUUGCCCCAUCACUAAUGGGGUCCUUGAGAAACAGCCGUCACUUGCUGCUGAUGUUGCAGAGAAACGGGACAACGAUUGCAACGCAAUUGCUGGCAAGGAGAACAACUGCAGCGAUACUUACUGCAAUAAUGACCCCAUCCAUAUUCAACAUAAACCAAUGGCCCUCUUCAAGAAGGACCUGACGUCUACCAGUAUGGUUAGUCGUAUUUCUACGUUGGGUAACCUUCUGUUGACGACGCAACCGGUGCCAGAUAAGCCAUUCCAUUGUGAUCUGUGUCCCAAGAAGUUCACAAGGAGGAAUACGUUGCAGAUCCAUAAACGGAUUCAUACGGGGGAGAAGUUGUUCAAUUGUAACUAUUGUGCGAAACAGUUUGUUCACCGAGACAAGUUGCAGAUCCAUGAGCGGACCCACACGGGGGAGAAACCAUUCCACUGCAGUUAUUGUCCGAAGCAGUUCUCGCGCAAAGACAAGCUGAAAAUCCACGAGACUGUCCACACCGGUGCCAAACCCUAUCACUGCGAGUUUUGUUUGAAACAGUUUUCACGAGGAGAUAAACUCCAAAUUCAUCGGAGGAUCCACACUGGGGAAAGACCGUUUCCUUGCACCUAUUGCGGCAAAAGAUUCAUUCAAAGAGAGAAGCUGAAGAUUCACGAAAGAAUUCAUACAGGGGAGCGUCCCUUCUCUUGCGAUAUUUGUUGUAAGCAGUUUUCUCGCGGGGACAAACUCCAAGUUCAUCGUAGGACCCACACGGGGGAGAAACCCUUUUCCUGUGACAUUUGUCCCAAAUCUUUUGCCCAAAAGGACAACUUGGUCAUCCACAGACGUACUCACACGGGUGAGAAACCAUUUGCUUGUGAGAUCUGUACAAAAUGCUUUUCCCGCCGUGAUAAGCUGCAACUGCAUCGGAAAAUCCACACAGGGGACAGACCCUUUCAGUGUAAUUAUUGCCCGAAACAGUUCAUCCAGAGAGAUAAACUUAUGAUCCAUGAACGGACCCAUACUGGGGAGAAGCCUUUCCACUGUGAUCUUUGCAGCCGACAGUUUGCCAGGAAAGACAAGCUUCAGGUCCAUCGUAGAAUUCACACGGGGGAGAAGCCCUUCCACUGUGAAUUCUGUGCCCGUGAUUUUAAUCGCAGUGACAAACUACAGAUACACAGACGCAUCCACUUGAACAAUCUCAACAGCAACAACACACCUGACAAGAACCACACCGAACCCUGUGAUAUCUGCAUGAAAAAAGACUUUCUUGUACAACAGCAGAGAAUGCAGGGAAUGCAGGUCAGCAACGGCGCCGAGGACGCCCAUAUAUUGGCCAUGAAUAACCACGAGAGCAUCAUUACAGUCCCUGCCGUUGCUCAUCAGCACAAUGAAGAUCAUUUGGCACUGCACGAGUGCCAUGUUUGUCUGCAGAAAUUCCCAGACAAGGAAGCUGUCAUGCUGCACAUGAAGAUACACAGUGAACCUCUGCUGCAGUGCAACAUGUGCCCACGGCAAUUUGCGUCUGCGCUCAAGCUGCAGAGUCAUCAGAAGAGCCAUGGCUCUGUGAAGAAUAAUUUCUUGAAGCCAAAUUCUUGCAAAAGUUUAAGAGAGUAUACUCCGGUUAGCUCUAUCCUCUGUCCCUGGUGAUUGUACACUCUCUUCAAUAUAUAGAUUUAUUAUGUCUCCACACACACACACACACACACACACACAUAUAUAUACAU